UGUAUUAAUAAUAAUCAGAGUGUACAUACGCAAUAGAUGAGAUAAAGAAGUAGAAACCUCGGUCUAGUUCAGCUCGUUAUGUAACUUAAACAUUUGUAAAGGUGACUUUGUUGAAACUCUAAGAGACAGCUGCACACUCUCAACUGGCCGUUUUUUUUGUCCAGCAGCACAAGGGCCAGAGAGGACCAGGAGACCACAGCACACCCCAAAGAGGGGUUUCCGCAGGCAAGAUUAAGGCUGACCUCUGUGGUUCCUUUCCCACCAGUAUGAACAGGUGCUUUUGUUAUUGUGAAGAACUAAAUCAUGAGAGAUCAAAUCAGUGUUGAGCUCAUGGCCCACAUUCUUUCGUAUUCAGUACUGACCAGUUGGGUCACAAUCUCAGUUAACCUUCUUUGCCAUAUACAGAAUGUUCUUCAUGUGACUUGGAAAAGUAUACCAAAGUGGAUGAAAGAGAGCUUGGAGAACAAACUUUCCUUUUCAUGCCACUCCCAGCUGCUUUCCCUUUGCAGCAGUGAGCUUUUGUUCGCUUGGUCAGAUGCAACAUUUGGUGUCCAUUUUACCUUUCAUGUGAUGCCAAACUAGCGCAAGUGUUAAAAUCACUUGUCUCUACAAAAAUUUAGUCACAACUGGGUGGAAUCUCUCUAUUCAGCAAGAUUAGUUAUAACAUGUUAGAAUACUGAGGUGGUUGUGAAUUACACUGAGGACUGUUGGGCUAACCUCCAUUUCAGCUAAUCAUGGGGGAGAUAAAAGUCUCUCCUGAUUAUAACUGGUUUAGAAGUACAGUUCCCCUUAAGAAGAUUAUCGUAGAUGAUGAUGACAGUAAGAUAUGGUCACUCUAUGAUGCAGGCCCCAAAAGUAUCAGGUGUCCUCUCAUAUUUCUGCCUCCUGUCAGUGGAACUGCAGAUGUAUUUUUCCGGCAGAUUUUGGCUUUGACUGGAUGGGGUUACCGGGUUAUAGCUUUGCAGUAUCCAAUAUAUUGGGACCAUCUUGAAUUCUGUGAUGGAUUCAGAAAACUUUUAGACCAUUUACAAUUGGAUAAAGUUCACCUUUUUGGGGCUUCUUUGGGAGGCUUUUUGGCUCAGAAAUUUGCUGAAUACACUCACAAAUCUCCUAGGGUCCAUUCCCUCAUCCUCUGCAAUUCCUUCAGUGACACCUCUAUCUUUAACCAGACUUGGACUGCAAACAGCUUUUGGCUGAUGCCAGCAUUUAUGCUCAAAAAAAUAGUUCUCGGAAACUUUUCAUCUGGCCCGGUGGACCCUAUGAUGGCUGAUGCCAUUGAUUUCAUGGUGGACAGACUGGAAAGUUUGGGUCAGAGUGAACUGGCUUCAAGACUUACCCUGAAUUGUCAAAAUUCUUAUGUGGAACCUCAUAAAAUUCGGGACAUCCCUGUAACCAUUAUGGAUGUGUUUGACCAGAGUGCACUCUCAACUGAAGCUAAAGAAGAAAUGUACAAGCUAUAUCCCAAUGCCCGAAGAGCUCACCUGAAAACAGGAGGCAACUUCCCAUACCUGUGCCGAAGUGCAGAGGUGAAUCUGUAUGUACAGCUUUUGAAUUUGAAAAGUACUUUUGAAGAGUCCCGCUUUAAGAACUGCGAAUUUUGCUACCAAAAGUCUUCACCACUGUGUUCUUAA
Messenger RNA from Carlito syrichta (Philippine tarsier), 1631 nucleotides. It is a transcript of the gene SPG21, whose product is annotated as SPG21, maspardin. The transcript is spliced from 9 exons. Gene Ontology annotation, cellular component: cytosol; trans-Golgi network transport vesicle. NCBI's taxonomy places the organism in Eukaryota, Metazoa, Chordata, Mammalia, Primates, Tarsiidae. Bases 735 to 1631 code for a protein of 298 amino acids. Gene Ontology annotation, molecular function: CD4 receptor binding. The record is from RefSeq and is a predicted model, not a curated record.